CAACUUUGUAAACUACGCUGUUUUCAGAGAGUGCCGCGUAAGGAUUAACGCGAGUGUUGCGUUUCCCGCAACAGGUUUUGAGCGGGCCAGACAACCGGGAAAAUCGGUGCCGCAACAUUCGCUUUUUGACGCGCCUCUCAAACGGUCGUGGUACUUUUCCGUGCGUGGUUCUUAUUUGAGCGCGAACUUUAUCAUCAACCAUGGCUCCGGUUCUUGGCUACUGGGACAUUCGCGGGUUGGCCCAGCCCAUCCGUCUGCUGCUUGCGCACGUGGACGCCAAGGUGGACGACAAGCGCUACUCGUGCGGACCCCCGCCGGACUUUGACCGCAGCUCCUGGCUCAACGAAAAGACCAAGCUCGGUCUGGAAUUCCCCAAUCUGCCUUACUACAUUGAUGGCGAUGUCAAGCUCACCCAGAGCAUGGCUAUCCUGCGUUAUCUCGCCAGGAAGCAUGGUUUGGAGGGCAAGACUGAAGCUGAGAAGCAGCGAGUCGACGUCGUUGAGCAGCAGUUUGCCGACUUCCGUAUGAACUGGGUUCGUCUCUGCUACAACCCUGAAUUCGAAAAGCUGAAGGGUGACUACCUCAAGAGCCUGCCGGCCUCCCUCAAGGCCUUUUCUGACUAUUUGGGAAGCCACAAGUUCUUUGCUGGGGACAACCUCACCUAUGUUGACUUCAUCGCCUACGAGAUGCUUUCCCAACAUCUCAUUUUCGCACCCGACUGCCUGAAGGACUACGCUAACCUCAAGGCCUUCGUUGACCGUAUUGAGGCUCUUCCUCAUGUUGCGGCUUACCUGAAGUCGGACAAGUGCAUUAAAUGGCCCCUCAACGGUGACAUGGCCAGCUUCGGCAGCAGGCUGCAGAAGAAGCCAUGAAACAAACAUUCAUUUUCUUUCAUUUCGAACAACGAUUUU
This is a messenger RNA of Rhipicephalus sanguineus (brown dog tick), 911 nucleotides long. RefSeq names its product glutathione S-transferase Mu 1. Gene Ontology annotation, biological process: glutathione metabolic process. The record is from RefSeq and is a predicted model, not a curated record. The transcript has 7 exons. Lineage: Eukaryota; Metazoa; Arthropoda; Arachnida; Ixodida; Ixodidae. Bases 201 to 872 code for a protein of 223 amino acids. Gene Ontology annotation, molecular function: glutathione transferase activity.